Ailuropoda melanoleuca (giant panda) is the source of this 3718-nucleotide messenger RNA. RefSeq names its product BCAS3 microtubule associated cell migration factor (gene BCAS3). Lineage: Eukaryota; Metazoa; Chordata; Mammalia; Carnivora; Ursidae. Bases 1 to 3057 code for a protein of 1018 amino acids. Gene Ontology annotation, cellular component: cytoplasm. Gene Ontology annotation, molecular function: protein binding. The record is from RefSeq and is a predicted model, not a curated record. The transcript has 26 exons. Gene Ontology annotation, biological process: response to starvation; autophagy.
AUGGGUGAGUGGCCAGCAGAAAGUGAUUGGCAGCUGCCAUGUCCACGUGCUUUGAGCUUCGAACCAGCUUUCGCGAGAAUUCGAUGUUUAAGGAAUGAAGCUAUGGCUACAGAUUCUCCCAGAAGACCCAGUCGUUGUACUGGUGGAGUUGUGGUUCGCCCCCAGGCUGUUACGGAGCAGUCCUACAUGGAAAGUGUUGUGACUUUUCUACAGGAUGUUGUUCCGCAGGCUUACAGUGGAACACCUCUAACAGAAGAAAAGGAGAAAAUAGUCUGGGUCAGAUUUGAAAAUGCAGAUUUAAAUGAUACAUCGAGAAAUCUGGAAUUUCAUGAAAUACAUAGCACUGGGAAUGAGCCGCCUCUGCUGAUUAUGAUCGGCUACAGUGAUGGAAUGCAGGUCUGGAGCAUUCCGAUCAGUGGGGAAGCACAGGAGCUCUUUUCUGUUCGACAUGGCCCCAUUCGAGCGGCGAGAAUCUUGCCUGCUCCACAGUUUGGUACUCAAAAGUGUGACAACUUUGCUGAAAAAAGGCCCCUCCUUGGUAUUUGUAAGAGCACUGGAUCUUCUGGCACAAGUCCACCUUACUGUUGUGUAGAUCUAUAUUCGCUUCGUACUGGGGAGAUGGUCAAGUCUAUUCAGUUUAAAACACCUAUCUAUGAUCUCCAUUGCAACAAACGGAUCCUCGUUGUAGUCUUGCAGGAGAAAAUUGCUGCCUUUGAUAGCUGUACUUUCACAAAAAAGUUUUUUGUCACAAGCUGCUAUCCUUGUCCAGGGCCCAACAUGAAUCCUAUUGCUCUUGGAAGCCGCUGGCUUGCUUAUGCAGAAAACAAGCUGAUUCGAUGUCAUCAGUCCCGUGGUGGAGCCUGUGGAGACAACAUUCAGUCUUACACUGCCACAGUCAUUAGUGCUGCUAAAACAUUGAAAACUGGUCUGACAAUGGUCGGGAAAGUGGUGACUCAGCUGACAGGCACACUGCCUUCAGGUGUGACAGAAGACGAUGUUGCCCUCCAUAGUAAUUCAAGGCGGAGUCCUUUGGUUCCAGGCAUCAUCACAGUAAUUGACACUGAAACAGUUGGAGAGGGCCAGGUGCUUGUGAGCGAGGAUUCUGACAGUGAUGGUAUUGUGGCCCACUUUCCUGCUCAUGAAAAACCAGUGUGCUGUAUGGCGUUUAAUACAAGUGGAAUGCUUCUAGUCACAACAGACACCCUUGGUCAUGACUUUCAUGUCUUCCAAAUUCUGACUCAUCCUUGGUCUUCAUCACAAAGUGCUGUCCAUCAUCUAUAUACUCUUCACAGGGGAGAAACUGAAGCCAAAGUAAGUUGUAUAUUUUUUAGGAGGUUGUGUGUGUGUGUGUGUGUGUGUGUGUGUGUAUGUGUGUGUGUGUGUGUGUGUAAUAUGACAUCUAAUUUAGCUGGUUAUUUAUGUCAUAUUGGAGCUUAUUCUCCAGAGUUCCUGGAAGUGUCUCCUUUCCCAUCAGCUCAUUGUUCCUCAGGGGAGGAGUCCUUUUUGAGUCACAGAGUUUGGCAUCUGAAUUCCAGAUUCUCCUUCUUCCAAGUGGAGCUGGUUGAUGAGACCGAGACCUCUAGAGGGGCCUCCGAGUUCUUGGACUUGAAGCCUCCAGGUUUUAGCGAAGUACUUUUAAAUAACUGGAGAUGUCCCUUGGUGAUGCUUUUCUUUGUUUUUCUCUUUGUAGGGAAACUAAACAGCCAAGACUCCUACAAUAAUUUUGCCAACAACAACCCUGGCAACCCCCGGCUCUCUCCUCUCCCCAGCUUGAUGGUACUGAUGCCUCUUGCACAAAUCAAGCAGCCAAUGACGUUGGGGACCAUCACCAAACGAACAGGGCCUUAUCUGUUUGGAGCGGGGUGUUUUUCCAUAAAAGCUCCAUGCAAAGUUAAACCACCUCCACAAAUUUCACCCAGCAAAUCGAUGGGCGGAGAAUUUUGUGUGGCUGCAAUGUUUGGGACAUCCAGAUCGUGGUUUGCAAAUAAUGCAGGUCUGAAAAGAGAAAAAGAUCAGUCCAAACAAGUUGUAGUUGAGUCUCUCUACAUUAUUAGCUGCUAUGGGACCUUAGUGGAGCACAUGAUGGAACCACGGCCGCUCAGCACCGCCCCCAAGAUUAGUGAUGACACCCCACUGGAAGUAAUGACCUCACCUCGAGCCAGCUGGACUCUGGUUAGAACUCCUCAAUGGAAUGAAUUGCAGCCACCAUUUAAUGCAAACCACCCUCUGCUCCUCGCUGCAGAUGCCGUCCAGUAUUAUCAGUUCCUGCUUGCUGGCCUGGUUCCCCCUGGAAGUCCGGGGCCCAUUACUCGGCACGGGUCCUAUGACAGUUUAGCUUCUGACCAUAGUGGACAGGAAGAUGAAGAAUGGCUUUCUCAGGUAGAAAUUGUAACGCACACUGGACCCCACAGACGUCUGUGGAUGGGUCCACAGUUCCAGUUCAAAACCAUCCAUCCCUCAGGCCAAACCACAGUCAUAUCAUCCAGUUCAUCUGUGUUGCAGUCUCACGGUCCAAGUGAUACUCCACAGCCCCUUUUGGAUUUUGAUACAGAUGAUCUCGAUCUCAACAGUCUCAGGAUCCAGCCGGUCCGCUCUGACCCAGUCAGCAUGCCAGGGUCAUCCCGUCCAGUCUCUGAUCGAAGGGGAAUUUCCACCGUGAUUGAUGCUGCCUCAGGGACCUUUGACCGGAGCGUGACCCUGCUCGAGGUGUGCGGGAGCUGGCCCGAGGGCUUCGGGCUGCGGCACAUGUCCUCCAUGGAGCACACGGAGGAAGGCCUGAGGGAGCGGCUCGCCGAUGCCAUGGCCGAGUCACCGAGCCGGGACGUGGUGGGAUCCGGAACAGACACAGCCCUUGACGUAGCAGUAAAAAACACCACCCCUGAGAGACACGUGGCUGUGAAGUAUGUUGAACUACAGCGAGAGGGAAGCAUCGAGACUCUGAGUAACAGCUCGGGUUCUACCAGCGGCAGCAUCCCAAGAAACUUCGAUGGCUACCGAUCUCCGCUGCCCACCAAUGAGAGUCAGCCCCUCAGCCUCUUCCCUACCGGCUUCCCGUAGUACCAGCAGUCUGCUUCUGACUGGCCAGCCCACUCGCCUGCUGGAGGGAGGGGGAGAAGCCCCCCUCUUGGCCCUACCCUUCAGUCUCUGCUCUCUUUCACCAACCACCUUCCCCAAGCUUGGUGACAACAGCCACCCACCCUCCCUGGAUGGAGAAGAGCCCCUUCUCCCAAGCACCUUGGCGCACUCUGACCUCUGUCCCCCAUCCGCGGGGCUGUGGCUGAAGGACACUCUGCAGAAGCUCUGUCCCCUCCUCCGUUGGCACAUGAUGUCCUGCAUUGGAUCCGCUUUUGUAUUUUCUAACCAUCCCCACGGGGGGGGCCUGGAAGGGGAGAGAGUGGAUGGCCCGGCUGGGCAUUUUGACCCUGAGCGGACAGCCCCAGCCCACUCGUGGCUAUGAGAUGCACUGCCCAGUUUCCCUCGGCCAACCUCCCUCUGGCGUGAGGUAAACUGAGGCCGAGUAUUAGGGAAGGAGGAAGGAAGGAGAAGCCCCCCCCUUCCUCUUUCCUUUCCCCUUUGGCUCAUGGGAAGGAUUUGUCUUUCUUGUCUGUAAGCCCUUUUACCCUGGUCCUGUACUGUCCAGUGAAGGAAACCGUGGCUACUAAGGCCCUGUCCAAAAGUGCACGUCUUGUCCAAUAAAUCACGCUACAAUUGGUGUCCA